Molecule: messenger RNA, 1440 nt
Organism: Coccidioides posadasii C735 delta SOWgp
Lineage: Eukaryota; Fungi; Ascomycota; Eurotiomycetes; Onygenales; Onygenaceae
Biological process (GO): L-arginine biosynthetic process; L-ornithine biosynthetic process
Cellular component (GO): mitochondrial matrix
Molecular function (GO): L-glutamate N-acetyltransferase activity, acting on acetyl-L-ornithine as donor; L-glutamate N-acetyltransferase activity, acting on acetyl-CoA as donor
Source: RefSeq, a predicted model, not a curated record
AUGGUGCCAAAUACUCCCUUUUUGGCUGCAUUCAGUUACACCCCCAGGGUUCGACCAGGGGCCGUACGAGCUCUCGCAGCACAAGUCCGCCACUACACCACGCCCAUCGACCCCUCGAUCCCGGAGUCGAAAAGAAAAUUCGUUCCAUGUUCGGGAGCAUACCCACUAGGUUUUCGUGUGUCAGGAACUCAUGUGGGAGUUAAAAAGUCCAAUAUUACCUUCCCAGAUCUGGCGAUUAUAUGCUCGGAAGAACCAUGUUCAGCGGCGGCAGUGUUCACAACAAAUAAAUUCCAGGCUGCACCUGUGCAAGUGAGUAAGCAAAUAAUCAAUGCGAGAUCAGGACGUGGGAUCCGCGCCGUUAUUGCAAAUUCCGGCUGCGCGAAUGCCGUUACGGGGAAAGGCGGUAUACAGGACGCGAAAUCCAUGAGUGCAAAGGUGGAUCAGUGCAUUGGGCUUAAAGCGACGGGCAAUGACGGUGAUUCAAGCACAUUGGUUAUGAGCACUGGCGUUAUUGGCCAGCGGUUACCUAUAGAAAAGAUUAUAUCCGGAAUUCCUACCGGUUACGCAAAUCUCUCCUCCACCCACACAGCCUGGCUAAAGACCGCCCGAGCGAUCUGCACUACGGAUACUUUCCCCAAACUCCUUUCCCGAUCCUUCACCCUACCCUCUUCUCCUGACCGCACGUACCAUAUAGCAGGAAUGACCAAAGGCGCCGGGAUGAUCCAUCCCAACAUGGCCACCCUCCUGGGUAUAAUCUGCACAGAUGCACCAAUCGAGGCCCCGGCCCUCCAAUCCCUACUCGCACAUUCCGUCUCCCGUUCAUUCAACUCCAUCUCCGUCGACGGCGACACCAGCACCAAUGACACCAUAGCCGUCCUAGCCAAUGGUGUCGCCGGCGGAAAGCCAAUCUCUUCUCCUGAAUCCCCAGAAUACACCGCCAUGCAGUCAAUCCUGACCAGCUUCACCCAAUCACUCGCACAGCUAGUCGUCCGCGACGGUGAAGGAGCCACCAAAUUCGUCACUGUGCGCGUGCGAAACUCUCCUUCACACUCUGACGCCAAACUCAUCGCAUCAACCAUCGCCAGAUCUCCGCUUGUCAAAACAGCGCUGUACGGAAAGGACGCAAAUUGGGGUCGGAUCCUGUGCGCUGUCGGCUAUACCCAGGGCAUCAGCCCUGGCACCAUCAUACCCGAGCGCACGAGCGUUAGCUUCAAGCCUGUCGACGGAAGCCCCGAGCUGAAGUUGCUAGUGAACGGGGAGCCAGAAGCUGUGGAUGAGGAGAGGGCAUCUGCGAUCCUACAAAAUGAAGACUUGGAAAUCGUUGUGGACCUGGGUGGUGGGGAUAAAGGCGAGGCAGGCAAAGGCGGAGAAGAUGGUGUAUUCUGGUUCUGCGAUUUCAGUCACGAAUAUGUUACUAUUAAUGGGGAUUAUCGAACGUAA